CGUUCCCAGACCCUGUACGCGUGCUUUCUUCUUCUCCAGAAGUUCCAGUGACCCAGAUCGCUAAAACACAGGAGAAAAUCGCGACCCGAGUCCGGCAACUCUUGUCGUGUCGUCUUCUGUCUCUCUCCUUUAUCCUCUCCGUAUGGGAAUAGUGUAGGUGUCGAAAUAUCGUCGCCUCUUUGUCCUUGGUUUAUAAUCCAAUGCCCAGCCUUUCAAUACCGUUGAGGAUGGUACCAAUUUCAGCUAUUAGCAACCUUAUCUCCAAGGAACUCGAAAUUCGAAUUCAUCCAGUUUUCCCUCUCAAAAUUUGCCCGUUUCCCCCCUUAUCUCAGCACCAAUUUCUUCUAUAUAAGCUCUCAUCUACCUUUAUUGAAGGGAGGAUUUUCGAUCUGAUAAGACAUACCUCAAAUGACUUCAAAAGUUUAAGGACAAGAGUUCAAACAAAUAUAAUUUUCAAUUUUUUGAAUUCAUCAGAAUCUUGUGUAGUUAAAGUCCGUGGUGGAUGUUGCUUCGUAGUCAAGCUUGUCGUCCCGGAGCGCUGCUCCAAUAUAGUUCAACAAGUGAGUAAAUUUAUGCAGGAUUCAUGCCAUCUACAUUUGGUGGCAAACUGUUGCAUCAUUCGAUAUUUCCUGGGAAGAUCUCCUCGUGGAUGUCCUGAUACUCGUCGCUACGUCAUGGGUUGGUGCAGGUUUCUUGGAGAUUCCUUGAUAUUUUGGAAGGGCAAGAAUCAAGACCGUGUAUCAAAAUCUUCCACCAAAAAUGAAUAUCGAGCAACGUCUACAGUUUGCUAUGAGAUUGUUUGGAUUCGUGGUUUACUUGAUGAAAUUGGAUUUCCUCAAUCUAAUUUCACUCCUCUCGAUACUGACAAUGCAAGUGCUAUUCAAUUGCUACUAAUCCAGUUUAUCAUGAAAGGGCCAAACACAUUGAAGUAAACUGUCAUUAUAUCAGAGAAGUUGUAGAUAAGAGUCAUUACUCUUCCACAUGUAUCUAGUGAUCUUCAAAUAGCCAAUGUGUUUACAAAGUCUAUAGCACGACAACAUUAUCAGCUUCUUGAAGGAAAA
This is a messenger RNA of Solanum pennellii, 1061 nucleotides long. RefSeq lists its product as uncharacterized. Bases 201 to 932 code for a protein of 243 amino acids. The transcript has 2 exons. Lineage: Eukaryota; Viridiplantae; Streptophyta; Magnoliopsida; Solanales; Solanaceae. The record is from RefSeq and is a predicted model, not a curated record.